UUAGUUGCUCACAAAGCUUCGUCGUGUUUGUGUCAUAUAAUUUGUGACGUUUUGUUACAAUUCGCGAUAGUAUAACCCCAAAGUACGUGCGUGUUUUUUUUUUUUCUUUUAGAAUUCCCCGCUAAAAUAUCUUUCUACUGUACAUAUUAAUUUACAAAAAAAAAUAUGCAAGUAUCCGAUUGGUGCCUCGUUCAUAUAUCGUAAUAGAAGGAAUAAGGAAAACUAUUUAAAAAAAAAGAGUAAAACCUAAAAGACCAGCGAUGGACGGGACAAUACCUGUUGCUGUUGCGUUUGCUGCAUCAGCACGAAAUCCCGAUGCAUCGACGUUUUUCACGUAUCCACGAUACUCCAUCGUGACAGAUUCAAUUAUUUCACGUACGUAAAGAAAACAAGCAAACACAAAAAAUCGACGUUUUCAUGAAAGUAAAUACAAAUAGAUUACUCAUAAAUUUGUAUACGGUUAAAUUCACAAAUCAAGUGCAUCGCAACGAAAAUAAAAGUAAAAAGGCAACAAGUGUGCGAUGACUGUGAGGAGCGGUCGUUGACGAUGCGAGUUUCUCGGUCCAAAGGAGCAGCAUCCUUGAUCUCGUUGUAGGAAAAAUUAUAUUCGACGUGAAUAGGAGAAAUCGUUUUUUUUCUCCUGUCGCGUUUGACGGAGAGGCACGUGGCCUCGGCGUCUUUUAUUGCUAAUCGUUCGUCCCUUCCCAUCCUCCCCCAACCCCGUUACUCCCAUCCCUUUUAGCCAGGCCCAUUUCUAACCUCAAACGUGAAAAUUCGUGAAUUGGUUGUGCCCUCGACAGCUUUUCCGGCUUUUAUGACGAGUGUGAAAUUUACAAUAAAGUGAUAUUUGAGUGAUUUUUCAUGAAACCGCAAUAAACAAUGGGGAUCGUAAACAGUCGAUACAACAACGAGAGCGCUGGGAAUCUUGAGGCUUCGAGACCCGGCUCGAAUAUCGGCGUUGGAAACAACGUCGUCGGUGUUUCUGGUAUGCGGGAGAGUCUCGGUUUCGGACUCAAAACCAACAGUCUACAUCACCAACAACAACAAUAUUGUCAGCCAAGCCUGGGCAACGUUAUGUCCGGCGGUGGCGCUAGCCUUGGUGGCCCUCACACCAGAACCGGAAGUAUUAGAAGCGCACCAAGACAACCGAUGCCCGAUACCGGCGAGCUCGAAAAACGAUUCACCAAAGUUUUAGCUUCGAUGGAUUUGCCGCCGGACAAAGCGAAGCUUCUAAAACAAUACGACAACGAGAAAAAGUGGGACAUCAUUUGUGAUCAAGAACGAGUUCAAGCGAAGGAUCCGCCCUCCCACUAUCUCGCCAAGUUACGGACUUAUCUCGAUCCAAAAGCCUCGCGAAGCCAUCGGUCGUAUCGUUUCUUUACGUUCUUUCAGAAGAGAAAAAUGGUCGGGGAGUCGACCUCGACUCAGGUCCUGCGAGAUUUGGAAAUAUCCCUUCGUACUAAUCAUAUCGAAUGGGUCAGAGAGUUUUUGGACGACGAGAAUCAGGGACUCGAUGCGCUUAUAGAUUAUCUCAGCUUCAGAUUACUCAUGAUGCGGCACGAGCAACGCUUACUUGAGUCGCGAACGAAUUCCGAAGAAAAACUACAAACGAGUGGUGGCACAGCAACUGAUAAUUCAUCGUUGAACAACGGAUGCCUGAGGCCACCUUUGCACGAGCUUAAGGACAGCCCAGGCGUUAAACGACGAUCGAGACACGUAGCUCGUUUAAACAUGGGCGAAGCUAAAGACGACAUUCACGUUUGCAUACUGUGCAUGCGCGCCAUCAUGAAUAACAAGUACGGGUUCAACAUGGUAAUUCAACACAGAGAGGCCAUAAACUGCAUUGCUCUCAGCUUAAUACACAAAAGCUUGAGAACGAAAGCUCUCGUUUUGGAACUUCUUGCUGCAAUUUGCCUCGUCAAGGGUGGUCACGAAAUAAUUCUGUCGGCUUUCGACAAUUUCAAAGAAGUUUGCUCCGAGAGACGAAGAUUUACCACCCUCAUGGCUUACUUCACCCAAUACGACAAUUUUCAUAUCGAAUUUAUGGUAGCGUGUAUGCAAUUCGUAAAUAUCGUCGUUCAUUCGGUCGAGGAUAUGAAUUUUCGCGUACACCUGCAGUACGAAUUCACGAAAUUGGGACUCGACGAGUACCUCGAAAAAUUGCGACACACCGAGAGCGAAGAUUUGCAGGUACAAAUCUCGGCGUAUCUGGAUAAUGUUUUCGACGUGGCUGCCCUCAUGGAGGACAGCGAGACCAAGACUGCGGCCCUUGAAAAAGUUGCUGAACUGGAAGACGAGCUAGGACACGCUCACGAUCGAAUGGCUGAAUUGGAACGAGAAUCGUUGGCGAAAUUAGCAGAGCUCGAGACUGAAUUGGGAGCGAUUAAAAUCGAAUACGUGGAGGCUCUCGAGGCUCGUCGCAUGGUCGAGGAUGAAUUGACUGCUUUGAAAAGACAGAGGCAAGAUUCAGCGAGAAGGCAGAGCGUUCUCGAAAGCAAAAUUAUUGAACUUGAAACUCUCACCGGUACAUUGACGAAAGGCACUAGCGUUUCUGGUUUACGAAAUGGUUCACCAGCGAAUUCACCCACCUCCGAAAAUUUCGUCUCCUCGACGACCGUCCCCAAUUUACCUUCGCCGACUCCUCAAAAUCCACCUCCUCCGGCCCCUGCUCCACCGCCUCCUCCUCCACCCCCGUGCCCACCUCCACCGCCAAUGAACUCACACGCACCUGGAGAUUUCAAAGUCCCACCACCAGCCCCUAUUCCACCACCGCCUGCAGGAAUGAUGCAAGCUCCCGAUGGCGCUAUGACCAUCAAACGAAAGGUGCAAACCAAGUACAAACUGCCGACGCUCAAUUGGAUCGCCCUCAAACCGAAUCAAGUACGGGGAACGAUAUUCAACGAAUUAGACGACGAUCGUCUUCACAAUUAUAUCGAUUUUUCGGACUUUGAAGAGAGAUUCAAAAUUGGCAUCAGCGGUCACGUUGCUAACGGAACCAACGAAAUCGAUGGUCUCCAAAGCUUUCCUAGCAAGAGAUUCAAAAAGCCUGAAAAUGUUUCGCUUCUGGAACACACGAGGCUACGAAAUAUUGCCAUAUCACGAAGAAAAAUGGAAAUGCCGGUAGAAAAAGUCAUAACGGCGGUCAACGCUCUCGAUCUCAAAGUACUUUCACUUGAGAAUGUCGAAUUGUUGCAACGUAUGGUGCCUACGGAUCAAGAGAUAAAAGCGUAUCGCGAGUACAUAAUCGAAAAGAAGAACGUUAAUUUGUUGACCGAAGAAGAUAAGUUUUUGAUGCAACUCGGCAAAGUCGAGAGAAUAUCGACAAAAUUAUCGAUAAUGAAUUACAUCGGUAAUUUCUUCGAUAAUUUGCACCUGAUUACGCCCCAGAUACAUGCGGUUAUAUCAGCCGCGAGCUCGGUAAAAAGUUCGAAAAAAUUGCGUGCCGUCCUCGAAAUAAUUUUGGCCUUCGGGAACUAUUUGAACAGCAGCAAACGUGGGCCUGCAUAUGGAUUCAAAUUGCAAAGUUUAGACACACUCUUAGACACGAAAUCGACCGACAAACGCAUGUGUCUUUUGCAUUAUAUCGUCGCAACGAUCAGGCUUAAAUUCCCUGAGAUUAUCAAUUUCGAGAGUGAACUCAUGUACAUCGACAAAGCAGCGACUGUUUCGAUUGAAAAUAUUACGACCGACGUUCACGAGCUCGAGAAAGGUAUGGACCAGGUGCGCAAGGAAUUCGAGCUCAGGGGCAAGGAGAAACACAACACCGUGUUACGCGAUUUUUUGAACAAUUCCGAAGAGAAAUUGCGUAGAUUGAAAUCGGAUGCGAGAACCGCCGGCGAGGCUUUUCGCGAAUGCGUCGAAUUCUUCGGCGAAAGCCCGCGGCAGGCUGACGCCAAUACAUUCUUCUCUCUUCUCGUCAGAUUCGCGCGUGCAUUCAAGGCUGCGGAUCAGGAGAAUGAACAACGUCGCAGAUUGGAAGCUGCUGCUGCAGAAGCUCUUAAUACGUCCGAAGAAGUCAUCAAGCGAAACAAACUGAACCAAAAGAAACAGCAGGAUGCGGUGAUAAAUGAAUUGAAGAACAAAACUCGUAUGGUCCAGGAGAAGAAGCUGCUGCAACAGGACGAAGUUUACAAUGGUGCCCUCGAGGAUAUAUUGUUGGGUCUGCGAUCGGAGCCUUAUCGUCGUGCCGACGCUGUGAGGCGGAGUCAACGUCGGAGAAUCGACAAUCAUCGAUUAUCGCGAACUGCCGAAGAGCUCGAACUAUAAAAAUGAACAUUUAUGAACAAAAACAACGACGAAAUAUCGUCUCACCUAUCCAAUCGCUAGAGAAUGAAAAAGUCGCGGGAAUUUUCAAAAAAAAAAACAACCCUGGCACGAGUUUCGAGGGUGCUCGUAAGUUCAUUUCCACUUCACACAUAAGUCACAUGCCGUCGGUGCUAAGUGAACUGCGCAAAGAUUAUUAUUAUAAAGUUAGCCACCAUUACGAAAUGUUGAUUCUCCGUUUUUCUGUUUCUCUACCAGUUUCUCGAUUUUUCCAUUUGUUUUUAUGUUUAUUUUUUCGUUGACAACAUUCCGUAAAAAAAUCGUAGAAAACUUUACUGAUUACCAGUCGUUACUCGAUUUUUUUUCUAUUCAACCUUCGAGAUAAAGUAAAAAAGGAUGGGUGAACGACUUCAAUACUGGAACAAAAAACUGCCGUACAAAAAAUUUUUCUGACGCACACUUUUGCCUACAUACAUUCAUAUACAUAAAUAUAAAUAUAUUUAUAUCAUACGAUUAAGCAUUGGAACAAAGAACGCGAGUGAUAUUUUUCUGUCCUUUGAAAGUUUAAACAAACACAAACAAAAGUUGCCAUAUUCAUGAAAAAACAGAAUGCUACAUUCCUUCGAGAAUCUCGUGAUUUUUUUCAUGUCAAUUUAUCCGGAACGAAAACCGUGCAAUUAUAACAGUAACUUGUUUCCGCGAUGAAUUGUAUGAAAAAUUCUUUUGAUAUACUUGUAUUUUUUGUACGCUCCUUCGAAUUCACCUUAACAUGAUAACGCAUCAACGCACAAAUUUAGCUAUGUAGAAGCCAACGAAUUUUUCACUUUUUAUACGUCCUACGAAACAAUAGUCAAGAAUUUAUAACCGAAAUGAAACAUUCUAAAACAACAAAUACGCGAAUAAUCGAUAGGCAAAAAAGCGAGAAAUGACAAAUACUUGUAAAUAUCAUUGUAGUAUAUCUAUAUUCGAGAACAGUUGACAACUAUAGAAUAGCCUGUAAUUAUUAUUAUUAUUAUUAUUAUUAUUAUUAUUAUUAUUAUAUUUACCGUUUAUGAUUAAUUUGCCAAUGUGAUGUUUAGAUAAAAAAGAAGAAAUAUCUAUUAUAGUGAUACGAGAAAAGCAAAUAUAUAACUUAGCGAUAUUAUCCAAAUUCGAUGUAGAAAAAAUAAAAAAAUGAACAUCAUUCAUCAUUAAAAUGAUAAAUCGCGAAAUUACAAUUAAUGAUUAUAAUAAAAGUGAGAAAUAAUAACUGAUCAAAACAAACAGACCGAGAGGUAAAAGUUAUACGAAUUUCGUCGUCGACGGUGUAUAUAUUUAAAACAAAAAAUGUAAAAGAUUCGUUACGAUAAUAGCCUGAGAAAAAGGAAAAUCUUUCGCAUUUUUGUAUACUGAAAAAAAAAAACAAAUAAACAGAGAAAAAAGAUUGACAUCGAUCGGUGCCAAUUGAGGGUAUGGAUCAGUCACUUAAUCUCACUUGGAAUUUUCGAAACUGAAAUUCUUUGCCACAGUUUGACCGAUAAAAAAAAGGCUCUGUCAGCCGACGUAGGGGCGAUGGCAAAAAUAGACUAACAUUUUUAUUAUUUCGAUAGGUAUGGAAAAAUUUCACUUUCAAAAUUACAGCUAUAUCUCUCUCGCAGUCACGGAUGCGAUAUACCGACUGAUCCAUGCUCUUAAUGAUCAACGAUGCAAAUGUACAUUUGAUACUUUAUUAUACUGUAAUGUCUUUAAUACACCAACAUUGCUGUCGGAAUUUGCAGGUAUGGAUUUUUUUUAAAUAUUUCUAAUUCCAUUUUUUGGAACCGAUGCACCAUUUUUUUUUAUUUGUAAUAGCUUUCAAGCAUUCGUUCCGUUCCAAGAUUUUGUUCACUGUUCGGAAAAAAAGGAAUGGAAAUGACGCUCAUGAAUCGUAUUAUUUUUCUAUUUAUUUUUUUUUUAUUAUUCAAUCGUUUGAUUCGACAAUUCUACAAUUAUACCAUAAUUCGUGUAACAUAAUAUUUUUAUAUACAAAUAUACAAUAUACAAAAAGGCACGGUAUAUCUACAUAUACUUCGGUUCGCAUAGAGGAUUAAAAAAAGAGUGCGAUAAAAAUAUUUCUAAAAAAUAUAUAUAUAUAAAGAUAUACAUAUAUAAAUGUAAA
Molecule: messenger RNA, 6400 nt
Organism: Venturia canescens
Lineage: Eukaryota; Metazoa; Arthropoda; Insecta; Hymenoptera; Ichneumonidae
Gene: Frl
Product: formin-like protein
Exons: 16
Coding region: 880-4266 (1128 amino acids)
Biological process (GO): cell migration; regulation of cell shape; cortical actin cytoskeleton organization
Cellular component (GO): cytosol
Molecular function (GO): small GTPase binding; actin filament binding
Source: RefSeq, a predicted model, not a curated record